CGCGACUACACGUUCACGCGGGUCUUCGACGACGCGGCGACGCAGGCGGACGUCUACGAGGCGACGACGGCGCCCCUCGUCGACGCGCUCUUCGCCGGGCGGAGCGCGCUGCUCUUCACCUACGGCGUGACGAACGCGGGCAAGUCGUACACGAUGAUGGGCGACCCCGAGGACGAGGCCGCGCGGGGCCUCAUGCCGCGCGCGCUGAACCUCAUCCUCGAGAGGGCCGAGGCCCUCGGCGGCGAGGUGAAGCUCAGCUUCAUGGAGAUCUACAACGAGAACGUCUACGACCUCAUGGACAAG
This is a messenger RNA of Aureococcus anophagefferens, 303 nucleotides long. RefSeq lists its product as hypothetical. The annotation marks the transcript as partial. NCBI's taxonomy places the organism in Eukaryota, Pelagophyceae, Pelagomonadales, Pelagomonadaceae. Gene Ontology annotation, biological process: microtubule-based movement; mitotic spindle organization. The transcript has a single exon. The record is from RefSeq and is a predicted model, not a curated record. Gene Ontology annotation, molecular function: microtubule binding; microtubule motor activity; ATP binding.